Messenger RNA from Drosophila grimshawi, 1031 nucleotides. RefSeq lists its product as uncharacterized. The record is from RefSeq and is a predicted model, not a curated record. Bases 84 to 902 code for a protein of 272 amino acids. The transcript has 4 exons. Lineage: Eukaryota; Metazoa; Arthropoda; Insecta; Diptera; Drosophilidae.
AAAAAGUAUCAACAUUCUUGGCCAAAACAAGCGCAGAUAAUAAAGAUUUUCACACACUCAGUUAAAAUUGCUAAAGUUAAUCAAUGUCUGGUAUAAUGUAUGAAAUUAGAACGGCGGUCCCAAAAACGGAUUGUUUUGAACUGGAAAACGUUAUCGCCAAUCUGCAGGGGAAUUUGAAAACAAUAAAUGAGAAGCUUGCCAAUUUGCGGAACAUCACUCGAAAAGAAUGCAAUAACCAAAAACGCAAUAUUUAUCUAAGUUCAAUACAUACCCUGGUUAAAGAGCAGCAUAAAACACAAAGCAUUUUAGAGAAUUUCAAGGCAAAACUAGCAACUCUCAGAUUUCGUGGUAAAAGGGAAGUGAUUACAAGGGAAACGCAGAAGCCCACUAAAAAUGCAAAACUCUUUGAACUCUUUGAGCCAAAAGAAACAAAACUUGAAAUUAAGUCAGUUAAGUCUAUUGAAGCCUCGGCUUUUGCGAAAAAACAGAAGACAGAGAACCAUCAAAAUCAGGCGGGUGAUAAGAAUAUCGAAUUAAAUGAAAAUCCCAUCAGCAAUCACGGCAAGGCGAUGAAAUGUUUAAAAGCUCACGUGGAUAAGCGGAAAACGAUCGUGCAACAAAGGAAAGCAUUUUCCGAAUGUGUCGAGGAUGAACCUUUAGUUAUAAAUGAUCCCAUAAUGGAUGUAGAGAUCGAGCAAACAGUUGUCGAAGAUCAUCCAGUGGGGCAACAGGUCGUUGCAACAAAAUCAAUUGCCAUUGAUAAUCACAGCGAUGCAAUGCAAUGCUUGAAAGCCCUCCAGGAAUAUGCAAUGUUAAAUGAAAAUUUUCGAGCAAUUGGUUUGCUAAUGCAAACCGAAAAAGCAUUUUCCAAUCCGGCAGAUGUCAAGGAUUUUGAGCUGUAGCAGAUUUAUUUUCCACAUGUUAUUGUUAAUAUUAGGGUAAUAGUAUAUAUAAAUAUUUAGGCAAACAUAUUUUUUGCACAUAUAAUUAGAAUUAUAUUUUCUCGACUAACAAAUAAAUUGUGUUAAUCA